Equus quagga is the source of this 8226-nucleotide messenger RNA. RefSeq names its product caspase 8 associated protein 2 (gene CASP8AP2). Gene Ontology annotation, biological process: Fas signaling pathway; extrinsic apoptotic signaling pathway via death domain receptors. NCBI's taxonomy places the organism in Eukaryota, Metazoa, Chordata, Mammalia, Perissodactyla, Equidae. The transcript is spliced from 10 exons. The record is from RefSeq and is a predicted model, not a curated record. The coding region runs from base 167 to 6097 and encodes 1976 amino acids. Gene Ontology annotation, molecular function: transcription corepressor activity. Gene Ontology annotation, cellular component: PML body; mitochondrion.
GCUUUGCGUCUGAUCUGAUUGGCUAUGGGCGCUCAAUCCCGCCUCCGCGUUCAGAUUGCGGCCUGGCAUUGGUGGGCAUGCCAGGGAGACCUCGGUGUCCAGAAAGGAGCCCGGGCUACCUUGGGCCGGGCAGGGCGGAUGGCGACUAUCAAAAGGAAAUAGGAUCAUGGCAGCAGAUGAUGACAAUGGUGAUGGAACAAGUUUAUUUGAUGUCUUUUCUGCUUCUCCUCUUAAAAAUAAUGAUGAAGGUUCUUUGGACAUAUAUGCUGGGUUGGACAGUGCUGUUUCUGACAAUGCCUCCAAAUCCUGUGUACCAUCCAGAAAUUGUUUGGAUUUAUAUGAAGAAAUUCUGACUGAAGAAGGAACUGCAAAGGAGGCAACGUAUAAUGAUUUGCAAGUAGAAUAUGGAAAAUGUCAGAUGCAAAUGAAAGAGUUGAUGAAAAAGUUUAAGGAAAUACAGACACAGAAUUUCAGCCUAAAAAAUGAAAACCAAUCUCUUAAAAAGAAUAUUUCAGCACUUAUCAAAACUGCCAGAGUGGAAAUAAACCGCAAGGAUGAAGAAAUAAAUAAUCUUCAUCAAAGAUUGUCCGAGUUUCCACAUUUUCGAAAUAAUCAUAAAACUUCAAGGACAUCAGAUAUAGUUAAAACAAAAGAUCUUAAAUCCAGAUCUCCUCAUUUGGAUGACUGUUCAAAGACUGAUCACAGAGUGAAAAGUGAUGUUUCUAAAGAUGUACAUCAUAGCACUUCACUGCCAAACCUCGAAAAAGAAGGGAAAUCACAUUCUGGAAAAAAAGGCACUUUGCAUCUGCCUACAUCUCUUGAAAAACACUGCACCAAUGGCAUUUGGUCACGUUCCCAUUAUCAGGUUGGUGAGGGUAGCUCCAAUGAGGAUAGUAGAAGAGGGAGGAAAGAUACUAGACAUAGCCAAUAUAGCAGAGGAACUGACAGGAUACGAAAAGACUUAAACACGAACUGUGGUGAUGGUGAACCAAGGAACACAGAGGCUAGUCAAAGGCUACAAGGACGUCCUGAGAAAUAUGGUAAAGGUGAACCCAAGGCUGAAAGCAAAAAUUCAAAGUUUAAAAGUAACACAGAUUUGGACUAUAAAAAUGAACGCCUUAGUUCUUCUUGGGAGAAAGAGACCUCUAGAGAAAGGUCACACACUCGAACAGAAUCUCAAAGUGACAAAAAACCAGAAAGACAAAGUGAAAGAUCACAAAAUAUAAAUAGAAAAGAAUUUAAAUCACAAGACAAAGAAGAAAGAAAAGUUGAUCAAAAACCUAAAUCAAUAGUAAAAGACCAGGAUUAUUGGAGAAGAUCUGAACGAGCAUCAUUUCCUCAUUCCAAGAAUGAAAUAACAAAGUCUUCUCAUAAUUCAGGUAAAUACCAUGUAGAAGAGAGAAGAGGAAGGGAAGAUUGUAAAAGAGACAGGGGUGUAAGUAAUCAUAGUUUCCAAGAAGGAAGAUGUCCCUCUUCUUUUUCAACUAGUAGAACUCACAAACACAUUGACUCCAAGGAAGUUGAUGCUGUGCAUCAAUGGGAAAAUACACCUUUAAAAGCAGAAAGGCAUAGAACUGAAGAUAAGAGGAAAAGAGAACGAGAAAGCAAAGACGAAAAUAGGCAUAUGAGAAAUGAAAAAAGAACGCCUACAGAACAUUUGCAGAAGACCAACAAAGAAACUAAGAAAACCACUACUGAUUUAAAGAGACAGCAUGAGCCAAAAAAUGAUAAAGGUGAAGUCUCUAAUAAUGAUAUUUCCCAAGAAGGAGAUAAUAAAGAGCUUACAAGUAAAGCUGAGAGUGGUCCAAAUGAAACGAAGAACAAGGACUUAAAGUUGAGUUUUAUGGAAAAAUUGAACUUAACUCUUUCUCCUGCUAAAAAGCAGCCUGUUUCUCAGGACAAUCAGCAUAAAAUAACCAAUACUCCCAAAUCCAGUGGCAUAUGUGACGUAGAGUCCUUGGUGCAGGCUAAAACAGUGACAUGUGUUCCCUCUGUCAGUGAACAUAUCACAGAGGAAACCAAAUCAAAGGUAUUGGAACCAAAUGAUGCUCUUGCAGCAGAAUCUGAAUCCAGGACUAAAAUUCCAGAAAGGAAAAUGGAAGAAGAAAAUAGCUUGUUAGUUAAAUCUGUUGAGAAUACUAUGCCUUGUGAUGUGCCCGUUUGUGGUACAGAGACUUCCUUCUCAGCACCUGUGGAAAUGGAAAAAGCAGAAUCCUUGUUUCCAUCAUCAACAGAAAUGGAACAAACCAUUAAUGGUGCAGGGGCAGCAGUUCCUGUGGUAGUGGACAUAUUACAAACAAAUGUUUCUCAAAACUUUGGCUUGGAAUUGGAUAUCAAAAGAAACGAUGGUUUAAAUUCUUGUAGUAUUUCUGAAGGUAUAGAAAUGAAGGAGGCUUUUUCAACACAAGUGGCUGAAUCCAGUGGAAGCAUUUUGCAGCCUUCAAUCGAAGAAGAUGGUGUUUUGCCAGUAGUCCUUUCAGAAGAUGGUAACCCACAAUUUGAGCCUUCUCUUGUAGGUACACCACUGGUUGAGAAUAAGUCUUGUCAUUUGGAGCCUUGCUCACCUAAAGAGCCUCUAGAAUCUUCACUUCAGCAGACUGAGUUAAUGGACCACAGAGUGGAAAUUGGUGAAACAAACUCAAUAUAUCAUGAUGACGAGAACUCAGUUCUGAGCAUUGACCUUAAUCACCUGAGACCUAUUCCAGAGGCCAUCAGUCCUCUGAAUAGUCCAGUGAGACCUGUAGCAAAAGUCCUUAGAAUGGAAAGCCCAUCUCAAGGCCCAUUAUAUAGUAACAGUCAUAAAGAUGUGUUUCCACCAGAUUCAGCUCAUUCUACCUCCAAGAGUCAGUCUGAUCUCAAUAAGGAAAAUCAAAAGCCAAUUUGCAAAUCUGACAGAUUUACAGAAGCAGACUCCCUUAAGAAUUCAUCUUUAGAUGAAUUAGAAGAAGGAGAAAUUAUAAGUGACAGUGAAAAAUCUAAACCACAGAAAAGUUUUGAAAAAAGUGCCAAACCUAGAGCCUCUGCUGACGUGCAGCAUACAAAAACUAGCCCAGGAAGUAGGAAAACUGCUGUGCAUUUGGAUAAAGACAGUAGGAAAACAUCUUCUGUAAAGAUCCAUCAGACCAAAAGCAAAUGGAAUAAAAGACAAAGUGAAUCUAGCAGAUCUUCAAAAACAGAGAAGAAAGAUAAGACAGUGAGCACUUCGAGCCUGGAAAAAAUAGUUCCAAUUAUUGCUCCACCCUUUUCUGUACGAGAAGUUAUGCACAUGUUACGAAUGAUAAGAAAACAUGUAAGGAAAAAUUAUAUGAAAUUCAAGGUAAAAUUUUCAUUACUGCAAUUUCAUAGAAUUGUUGAGUCAGCAAUUUUGAGUUUCACAUCACUGAUUAAGCGACUUGACUUAUCUAAAAUCUCUAAGUCAGUGACUGUUUUGCAGAAGAAUCUCUGUGAUGUCAUAGAAUCCAAACUUAAGCAAGUUAAAAAGAAUGGCAUAGUGGAUCGCUUAUUUGAACAGCAACUACCAGAUAUGAAAAAAAAAUUGUGGAAAUUUGUCGAUGAGCAACUUGAUUAUUUGUUUGCAAAGCUUAAGAAAAUCUUAGUAAAGUUUUGUGAUUCUGUAAACUUCGGUAGCGACAGUGACGAAGGAAAACUUGAAAAGAGAAAUAAAGAGAAAUCACAAUAUUUAAAUUGUCGGAAGGGGAAUGUGGACAGCUCCAGCAAAGAAGUACUGAAAGAGAAAUCCCCCACAUCAGAAGGUUCUGUUUAUUAUAGGUCCUUGGUGGGAUGUAAAAAAUCUGAGGAAAAACAUCAAGACCAAAAUUGUUCCAAUAUUAACACAGUGAAGUAUGACAUUAAAAAAAGUUUUAACAGUUGCUUUGAUAAUAUUAAGAACUCUCAAUCAGAAGAGCACUCCUUAGAACUAAACUGCCUGAGCGCCCCAAAGCCGGGAAAAAUAGAAGGAAGCACCGUGGAGGAUGCACAGACGUCCCAGCAUGCAGCUUUGAAGCCAGAACGCAGUUUUGAGAUUCUUACUGAACAGCAAGCAUCUAGCCUUACUUUUAAUUUAGUCAGUGAUGCACAGAUGGGUGAAAUAUUUAAAAGUUUGUUGCAAGGUUCUGAUCUUUUGGACACCAGUGUUAACUGUAAUGAAAAAAGUGAGUGGGAGUUAAAGACGCCAGAGAAGCAGCUGCUAGACAGUCUUAAGUGUGAAUCUAUACCAGCAUGUACAACGGAAGAGCUAGUUUCAGGAGUGGUUUCUCCAUGUCCUAAAAUGAUUAGCGAUGAUAAUUGGUCAUUAUUAUCAUCUGAGAAAGCUCCAUCUCUGUCUUCAGGGCUCUCAUUGCCAGUUCAUCCUGAUGUGCUGGAUGAAAGUUGCAUGUUUGAAGUGUCCACUAACAUAGCUUUAAGUAAAGAUAAUGUAUGUAGUUCAGAAAAGAGCAAGCCCUGCAUUUCUUCCAUACUUCUUGAAGAUCUAGCAGUCUCUUUAACAGUACCAUCACCUCUGAAAUCAGAUGGUCAUCUCAGUUUCUUAAAGCCAGAAGUAUUGUCUACUUCAACUCCUGAGGAAGUUAUUAGUGCACAUUUCAGUGAAGAUGCCUUACUUGAGGAAGAGGAUGCAUCUGAACAAGAUAUUCAUUUAGCUCUGGAGUCUGAUAAUUCAAGCAGUAAAUCAAGUUGUUCUUCAUCAUGGACAAGCCGAUCUGUUGUUCCAGGCUUUCAGUACCACCCUAAUCUACCCAUGCAUGCUGUCAUAAUGGAAAAGUCCAAUGACCACUUCAUUGUGAAAAUACGACGUGCAGCACCAUCUACCUCCCCUAAUCUUAAACAGAAUAUGGUGACUGAUGAAUCAUUGGCAUCUUUGCCUAGAGUGGAAAAGGAAGCUGAUGAAGCAGCAGAGAAAGAAUAUACUUCCUGUCAGAAUAGAGUUUUUAAACCUGUGGAGGAAUUGCAAAAUUCCAACAAACAUGUUGAUAGCAGUAAAUCAGCUCAAGAAGAAGAGGACUGUGUGAUACAAACACAGGUUCCUGAUAUAUACGAAUUCCUUAAAGAUGCUUCAGGUAAAGUGGGUCAUAGUAAUGAAGUGGCUGAUGAAUGUUUCAAGUUGCAUCAUGAAUGGGAACCAAAAGUGCCUGAAAGUGUUGAAGAAUUGCCUCCAGUGGAAGAAAUCCCACAUUCUGUCGAGGAUCAUCUUCCAAACACAUAUAUAGACCUCACAAAAGAUCCGGUCACUGAGACCAAAAACUUGGGGGAAUUUAUAGAAGUAACAGUUUUAAAUAUUGAUCAGUUUGGCUGUUCUGGAGGCAAUUUGGAUCAAAAUGCUCCAAUAUUAGACAAUAUGCAGCCUGAUACUGUGGGUGCCUUUAUUGAUUUGACACAAGAUGUUUCAAGCGAGAGUAAAAAUGAAGGUAACUGUCCUGCUUUAGCAGUUGAAGGCUUAGGGUGUCAGGUGAUAUGUGUGGAUGAAGAUAACUGUAAGGAAGAAAAGGUGCAAGUGGCAAACAGACCUUUGGAAUGUGUUGUUGAGGAAGCCUAUAUCGAUUUGACCUCGGAAUCUCCCAGUUCAUGUGAAGUAAAACAGGAUGAUGUAAAGUCAGAGCCAGCACCAAAUUCCCAUAGUUCAGAGGUGCCUGGGGCUUUGGAUAAUGCUCAGAAAAAGAGAAAAAACCUUUCUGAUCUAAAUCAUUCUUCUCAGAAAAAACAGAGAAAGGAAACAGACUUAACUAGUAGGGAAAAGACUAAAAAAAUUACCCAAGAUUCUGGUGAGAAUGGUGAAGCUCACCGAAAGAAAGCCAAUAAAAAAAAGGCCCCUGCAGUGACUCAAGAUUCCUCAUUAAAGGCAAGCCCAGGGAUUAAGGAGCCAUCAGCAGCAUCUGCCACUUCUACAGGCCUUUCUGCAAAGAAUGUUAUUAAAAAGAAGGGAGAAAUUAUAGUUUCAUGGACAAGAAAUGAUGACCGGGAAAUUUUACUGGAGUGUCAGAAAAGAGGGCCAUCAUUGAAAACAUUUUCUUAUUUAGCUGCCAAGUUGAAUAAAAAUCCAUAUCAGGUCUCAGAAAGAUUCCAGCAGCUAAUGAAGCUCUUUGAAAAGUCAAAAUGCAGGUAGUUAAUGGUUACACUACAGGAGACUAGUAAAGUAAAUGGUUGACACUGUAACCGUGCAGUUGAUGGCCUGUUAGUCAUUGAAGAUGUCAGUAGUGGGUGAGAGACAUCCACUUGAGUUCCUGCUUCAGUCACAGGUUGGAGGAUGUUGCUCGUGCAGGCUUCUCAGGCCACCUCAUCCACAGGAGCACGCUCAGAGGGAAGCCUGCUGCCGUUCAGAUCAGCAGGGCAUCUCUCCUCAUCUCUCAGAUUGCUGAUGUGUCCAAGGUCGGGGGAAAUGCAUUUGAUGGUUGAUGGGAAAUUUUUUGUAGAUGAAGAAGAAUAAAACAUUCUUGAAUAGCAGUAUGUUUCAUAGGCAGUGAAGUCUGUGCAGUGAUUGUAAUUUAAUAUUAUUCACAUUUUUAAUUAGGAGUGCUAAAAUACUUUAAAAUACAAAACGUGCAUUCAUAAACGUGAAAUCCAUUGUCAUCUGAAUAGAUGACGUGAUUUGCCAUGUUAAAUUAUUAAUAAUGUUCACAGACAUGUUUCCUCAGUUUCUUUAAGCCAUUCUUAUACAGGUUUAUUAAGGCAAUAGUAUUUAUCAGCAGGUUUUUUCCUGUAAGAUUUGAACCAAUUGCUUAAACAUUUUGGACUUUUACGGAAGGAAAAUUGUAAUGCUGUUUCACGUCAUUAUUUUUCAUUUGAUUUGUGGUCAUAAUUAUUUGAAUGCUAAACAGCCAAUUUUAAAUUAAGUUCAAAUUACAUCUGAAUACAAAUCAUGUUUGGACAUAGAUCUCAGUAUGAAGAGUUCUGAAUAUUUGAGUUAUAAAUCUGUUUCUAGACCCAAUGUAAAUUACUGUCUUUAAAUAAUCUGUUAAUUUCAGUUUGCUAAUGAGAUUUUCAGAAGAUAUUUAGUAUUUUACUGUGAAGUUAAAAUUCUAUUUAUGUAAUUCACAAUGUAAGAUUGAAUAAUGGGGAGUUUGAAGAAAAAGCUUAUUCUGAAGAACUUCUAAAAAAAUAGUUUAAGACAAAAAUGGCCUGAUUAUUUUUUAGAUUCAUUGUGUUUUAAAAUUUUCACUGCCUUGAGGAAAUUAAACUGAAAUUUUUGUUUUAACUGAAUGUUAUCUUGAAAUAUGACUUCCAUUGUCUUGUGAAGAUAAUGUACAUUCAUGAAGGAAUUAACUUGUAUUUGGAAGUGAUGCUUAUUAGUUUGAAAUUUCCAAAUUUCAUUACACAUCUGAAAUUUUUUAAUGGAUUUGAUAUUUGAGAUUGUAUUUGCUUGCAUGAUAGCACAAAUAAUGGGUUAUUUCAUUCCUAGCUUGCUUCCUGAGUUUUUUCCUCCAAGAACUAUAGUCUCAUUAAAUUCUUGUCAAAGUCAGAGUAUAACAAUAAAGUUACCAAACAGAUUCUGUAAAAAGCUAGUUCUUUAACACCAAAUAACUGCUUACUAUCUAAGUAGAACUCGCUUUAAAAGAACAACACUUUAUGAAAUGGUUGUAUCAGAAAAAUAGAAUCAUAACUUUAGCAUUUUCUUACAUUGCAGAUAAGUUGCUGAAUUCCUUGGGAUCUUAAUUGAUAUUGCAUACUACACAGAAGCUCGGAAUUCCUCAUGUUUUAAAUGGGGAAGUAGAGGGCAGUUUUAUGACAUAUUUGAUUACUAGAUAAUAAUUACAUUUGUUGUUACUUGUUGAUUCUUUAAUUUCAAGUCAGCAUGUUCAGUGUUCCAGUCAUCAGUCUGAUUUGCUUACCUGUUAUUGGUCAAGAAUUUUAUUUUCAGACAGGUUAAAACUUGUUAUUAAGAUAAAAGCAACAAGUAUAUAAUAUUGAAACCUUAGUUUUGAUAUUUCAAAGACAUGACUUUCUUUUCUAGAUUUUUAAAGAUAGUUUUGUAGCAUUUUUAGUUUGUUUUCAUUUUUAUUUGCUUUUCUAAUUGCCUCUCCUGAUUUGGUAAAUUGUAAAAUAAUUUAAAUAGUAUAUCUGUAAAUAUGUAUAAUUGUAAUGAUGUAAAAUACUUUGUGUAUGUGUGUUUGUGUGUAUACACACACAUAAAUGGCUUUGCCUAGCCAAGGGUUUUUUUAUCUGUAUAAAACUUUUUGUAUAAAAUUUGCUUUCAAUACCAGUAAUGUAUAAAUAAAACCAUGUAAAGUUCUGUUA